AUGGAUCAGCCAACGAACACGCAGACCCCGCACCAACACGAACCCAUCAGCUUCGGGAUUGAUCAGAUUUUAAACAGUUCCGACCAGGAGACCCCUUCCCAACCGGCCCCGCGAGGAUCAGACGUCGGCGGCGGCAGCGCGAAUUACCUGGGCAGCCCCGUGGGCAGCCGGACGGGCGCCCCGUACCCUUCUCUCCCAGGCGCCUUCCCUGGCAUCGGGGCGCCCUUCGAGGACUCUGGAUCUUACAGUGUGAAUCUCAGCUUGGCUCCAUCUGGCGUGAUCAGGGUGCCAGCUCAUAGACCCAUCCCUGGGGCAGUGCCACCUCCCAUUUCUAGUGCCAUACCAGCCAUGCCAGCUGUACCCAGCCUUGGCAGCCUCAACUUCCCCUGGAUGGAAAGCAGCAGGCGGUUCGUCAAGGACAGAUUCACAGGUAAGCGGAGGGGUGGUUGGGAUGCGAGCGGGAGGGAGGGGGGGUGUCUCAGAGGCACGACCCCGGGAGAAAGAGAGAGAAGAGGGAAAGAGGACGAACUUCAGCCCGCAAGUUCCUUUGGCAGCGUGUUUCCAAAGUGUCCGUGCUUCUAAAGAUUAUACUGAUAUAUGUGAAUAUACAUACAUACAUACAUUGCGCACACAGGCACUCAACCUCAAUAUCAUGCAGCUUCAACAGGGGGAAAGAAAUCUCCUUUAAAAAAAAACCCCAAUGCAAUUCAGUUUUGUGCGUCGUGUAGGGAGAGAUAAAUAUUCCAAUUUUGCUGAUGUGGAAUGUGUUUGUGUGUCUAAGUGAGGGAGACGGUUGAUCAGUUUGUGGUACCAAAUUGUGGUUUCAGUAUUUGGGCGGCCAGGACUGAGACGCAAACAUUCUACUUAUUCCCUUUUUAUGUUUGUUUCCUAGGGAUUUUCUUUUCUUUAAAAAUCACCGUAAAUAGUGACGGCCUGGAAAGCUGUCCCCGCGCCACUAAUCUGAAUCGACCCCCCGCGCUCAGAAUUCAAAGCCUCGAUUCUAAUUCAUGGUUUUGUGGGGCUGAUUUGUUUAAAUCGCAGUGUACAAGGAGAGAGGGGAAGGCGAGGGAAUCGCCGUGCCUAAUCUGAUUACAGAAUGUAAGAGAGGGGGCUGGAGGCGGAGAACAAGCAGCUAAAAACUAAAUGAGAAAGCUAGGGUGGUAAUUUAAAUAUCUUCGAAUCCAACGCGGAUUAGAUGAAGGACGAGGAAACGGGGAGAUGGGCAUGGUUAGAAAAUCCCCUUGCAAAUAAGCCCCCUCCCCUUAUGAGAGUGGUGGUGUUUCACUUCAGGGUGAAGGCAUUUAUUUGUGGAGAGAGGGGGGGCUUUAGUUGAGGUGCCCAUCAGCAAAUCUUAGGAUAAGCAGACAGAGAAAAUGAAUGUGAUAACCCUUUAAACUUGGAGAGGCACUAUAUUAAAUGUGAUUAUCAUCAUCAUCAUCACUUGCUGGCUUGGUGAGUAUAUUUCCUAGCCAGGAAUGUACUUAAUUUGGCCAGUUCCUGAAAACGAAAACUCUUAUUUCCACUAUUGCUUAACAGCUUCUCCUCCAUCCAUCCAUCUCUCUUUCUCUCUUCAAGGCUGUUCUUAGCCCGUCCCUGUUGUGGGUGGGUGAGAUGUUCUUUUUUUGUGUGUGUCUCUACACCACAUACCUUAACUUGCGCGCCCGCCUUCUCUGUGAUUCCAAAUUAAUGGGUCCAGAAUAACUUCGAUUCCCUUUCACAAAGUCUCUCUAGGGAGGGCUUGAAUCCCCACGUCACCCAUAAGUACGGACUGGAUGGGGGUGGGUGGUCAUGGGCGGGACAAGCCACUUUUGCCACCCGCCUAGUUACUGGGGAGGAAUGUCACCCAGCACUAAGAGAACUAAACUAAUCCAUGUUAAGCGCGCUUGAAUGGGCGCCUCAAGGCGCUCUCCUGCGCUGCUUUCUCUUACCAUGUCUAAGUGUCCAACUCUCCGGGCCUGCUAAGAUGCUUCCGAAGCGGAGUUUAUCGGCCAUCAAAGCACUGCUGGCUUAUAGAGGGAAGAGAAAUUACGCCCCUUUGCUCCCUCCCUCCCUGUGCUGCUCUGGGGCCCCCUAGCCUGGUUGGGGCAGGGCUCCCGUCUGUUUCUCUCUCUGCCCCCCGUUCCUUUGCGCGUCUCUCUCACCCUGCCGCGUCUUCUGUCCUAGCGGCGGCGGCGCUCACUCCUUUCACGGUGACGCGGCGGAUCGGGCACCCUUACCAGAACCGCACCCCGCCCAAGCGCAAGAAGCCGCGCACGUCCUUCUCCCGGGUGCAGAUCUGCGAACUGGAGAAGCGCUUCCACCGGCAGAAGUACCUGGCCUCGGCCGAGAGGGCGGCGCUCGCUAAGUCGCUCAAGAUGACCGACGCGCAAGUGAAGACCUGGUUCCAGAACCGCAGAACCAAGUGGCGGUGAGUCGGUGGGUCAGUGGAUGGCUGUGGGGUGGGGUGGGGGACCGAACGAGUAAAUGGGUAGGGUGGGAGGGAGCCGGAUACCUAGGGAUCGGGGCCUCCUCUGCUUCCUGCCCUUCGCCCUGACACCUUUCUCUGUCGCCACAAAUGGAGUUGGUGAAAGGAAUGGUGCUGAAAUGGACAGCGACCGAGGAGGAAGAGCGCAGCGCUCUAAUUCUAGCGGCGUGUGACUUCUCGUUUACUGGACAGAGCGGCAGAAGCGAAAUUAAACAGAGCCGUAAUUUAUUCGGGGAGCGGGUGAGAAUCUUUUCUCCCCACACCGUGAUUAUGAAACACUACAGAGCCCAAGGCCAAAUCCCAAAAUCCUUCCACAGGCAUCCCGCGCUAUUUUGGGCCCAUCCGCCUCUCCCCGACUCUCUCUCUCUCCCUUGCCCUCCUUCCGCCGCCAUCCUAAAAGCGCGAUCCUGAAAAGCGGAGCACGCACACAUGGAGCCGGUUCCAGACGUCCCCUUCCAUCCAGCGACCUCAGGCCCACUGGUUUGGAAGGGCAGGCAAAAAAACCCCAGUUGCUCACUCUGCGCACAUUCUGUUCACGAUAAAUGCAGUGAAUAUCUGGAGUUUUUGUUUGUUUUGGUAGAAAUUAAGGAAGACGACCACAGUACGAGGCAAUAAUAAUUAAUAUUAAUAUUAAUAAUAUUUUUGCGCGGAUCCGGGAGUUAAUAAAGAGGAAUUCACUCUCACAGUAAAGGUGAAUCUGCAAAGAGAUCCGUACAACAUUGUGGCUCCUUCGCGGAAUUAAUAGUCAGGCGAGGUCGCGACGGACACGGGGUUACGCGGCAUUUCAAAAAGGACUAGAGAUUGUUUCAUGGACAAAAGGCCUGUCUGUGCCAGCAGUGGGGAGCUGAGAUCUUCCAGUUGUUCCUGGACUCCCAUCAUCCCUGACCAUGGGCUACCUGACUGGAGCUGAGGGGAGUUGGAGUCUAACAGCCCCCCACCACAUUCCUUGCCUUUUGCUAUGGAAACUAAGCAGAACUUCCAGGUUCGGAGGCACUGUAUCUCUGAAACCCGGGCGUCUGCUGAGACGUGGGAGCAAGAAGGGCUGUCGCUUUUGUCCUCUUGCUUGUGCUGCCCGGAUGAUCGCUGCUGGAGGUAAAAUGCUGGACUGAUCCAGCCAGGCGCUUUUGAUUUAUUUGGCUUCCAGGCGCGCACAGGCACCGAGAAAACAGUUUCCAGGGCCCAUCGCCUUGGUAGGGGUCAAUGGGAAAAUGGAGUUGGGGGAAAGGGUUAACUACCUUCCCAUGCUCCGUGGUCCCAAUUCAGACCUCUUUCCCUGAUUCUUCUUGUCCUAAAGAAUUUCGGAGUUCAAACAUGCUUUUGAAAUCACCUGUCCUGUGACCCUCGUAGUGAAAAAUGAAAUACACCCUCGCAACACCCCGAAAUAGCUGUCCCAGUGGCGCAAACGGAGCGCAGGACUGCACUCAAAAUCCUCCACUCCGCGCCGUCCAUUUACUUUUUACACCAACGCGCAAGGCUGAGCUCGGAGCGCAGUAAAAAAUAAACCCGCCCUUUUAUUUCCCCAAAGUUUUGUCGCCUUGAUUUACUCUUCAAGCGUUCUUGAGAGCUACUGGACGCACAUAUAUGUACCUAUAUAUUUGUGUGUGUGUCUUUUGAAUGGCGACACCCUACUCGGAAGUAAACUAUGCUGACUUCCGUGGCAGUUCUUGUUUUUCCGAGUAAGUAGGACGCAGAAGGCUCCGGCCUUUAGAGGUCGGAUCUGCUCUCCUGGGAGGUUUACUCGACGCCUGUCGGCUCAGAAGCGUUUCCACUCUUGUUUGAGGCUGCAAACCGCUCCAAGGCCGCUGUUACUUGCAACGCUUUCUUUGUAUUAGCGACGCUGGCUACGCCUCGUCCUCCUCCGCUGUAGGACAUCGGAUUAAUGGAAACGGACUCGCUUUGCGGUUGCAACGAGCGCCUGGGCCCUAGGACAAAAAUGCUGAUAUAAAUAUUGUGUUUGUGUUAACGGCACGAUAACGUGAAUGCUACGCUCAUAGUAAUGCUAUAAAAACAACAAUAACAAUAUUAUUAUUAUUAGCUAUUCUUUUUUAAAAAAAUUUUUUAUUGAAACCUUUCAGCAUAGACUACAAUAAAAACAGAUUAAUCCAAAAAGGAAAAAAAGAAAAUAACAUGAAAUAUUAUCAUCAUUUGGAUUAAGAGAUCUAAAUCCCGGGUCACAAACUGGAAACAUUACAAGAGGAACAACCGAUUCUGUUUCCUCUGGAAAUCUGUUGGAAAGGGUCCAACGCACAAGGUUGCUAUUUCUCCUUAAGUCCGCCUUUCCCCAGGUUUGGGUUGCUGUCUUAUUUGUAGGGUGAAAAAACAACAACAGGGAUCCACUUUUGGCAUCUCGGCGCAUAAUAGCUUCCAGGCUCCUUCGUUUGCGACCCUUAAUAGUCGGAGGUUGGGCGACAGCAGGGAUUCGGCGCUGACUUCCUACCCGCAUUCCUCACCCUGCGCCUAAAAACAAACCCAAAAUAAAAUAAAACAAAAACCUCGACCGCCUACAAUCAUCACUGAAAUGCUUCUGGACAUUUUAUGCAGUGCUGAUUCAAAGUCCGCAUUACGCCUAUUUAUUUGUAACAGCGCAAAGGCAGGUCCGGAGACAGUUUCGCGUCGCUUGGCCACCAAAACGAGCGAGCAAAGUUCCUGGGAAAAUGGGUUGGAAUAGAUGGACUGAUAAAUUUAAAAAGCUCCUGCCUUUCCCCUCCAGUCUCUAUGAAAACAAAUAUCCACCCGCCAAAACAAAAGCCUUUUAAUUCAGCUUUUGAAAAGGAAGCCUUUCGAUCUGAAAAAUGCGAAAUACGUUUAAAUUUUUAUUUUAUUUUUUGGUUAUAAAUUUGGGCAUUGGGAGGGGGAGAAGUGAGAAGGGGCGUGAGGGAGGUUUUGUAGCUGGAAAUUGUUUGGAAAGGGGAGAAACCCUCCCCUCCCGUUAUUGCAAAGGGUUGUUUUCCACAUUUGAAAAAAAUCAAAGCACUGUUCCCUUUCUCCUAGUCUCGUCCCAGAUGACUUGAGGGGCUCCUGCCGGGUUCAGCCGGUCAUUCACGGCUGUCCCCGGUCCCCCGCGGCUCGGUCAGAAAUCAUGCGCCUCUUUUCGAAAACUCGGGGUUUAUUUUUGUUCCCCGCCCCCGCAAUCGAUGACGACGAUUCCGAUCCCCUCCUAGGGAAAUGCAACCGGCGUUUCAAGAACUGACCAGCAGGUGCAGAGGCCGCGAUCGCCGCUGUCCGCAGCUCAAAGAAGAGGCCUCGGCGGCCGGAUCGGUGCCCAGAUAAAAAAAUACCAGGAUCCGGAGGGAUUCCUGGGGAAAUGCGUUGGAAGUCGAAAAGCCUUGUUGAAUGCCGGUGGCGAUUGCGGGGCAAGAAGGAGGCUUACUCGCGAGGAAGUCGCCCCGCGUAGAAAUCCGCGGCUCGGAUUUCCGGGGAAACUGGCCUAGCUGCGCAGAGCGCAGAUGCGGGAGGAAGGGGUUUUUCCAUCCCGGUGCCUCUUCGACUCCGCUUUUUGAGCCGCAAAAGGAGUCAAAGUGGUUCAGGGAUUCCGGUCCUCACCCAGUCGACCCGUUCCUACUUUCCCAAACGGCGGUGAGUUCCAAGGAGGCUUCACCGCGGCGCUGAAAAGCGCCAGGACUUUGGCUAACGAAGAAAGGCGUUUGGAGCCGAGAUGUCUCAUCCGCGGACUUUUCAAGGAGAAAUUGCGCCUGGUGGGGUUAAAAUUGGGCAGGCUAUUUCCACUAGGCUUCCCGGGCUAGUGACCUCUGGGAGCGCCCCCAAAUUUGGCCCAAAUUCAGGAGAGAUCGCUUUUGGAGAGCGGAGCACGUCCGCGCGCCUCUGUAGACGCGCCGCGUUUCGAUCUCAAGUCCCGGGCGCAUCAUAUCGUGGUUUCCUUUUCGUAGCGCUUUCUUGUUGGAAGGGACAAGCGAGACUGAAAGUUACGGGUGCGGGAAACCAAAGCUAACGCCAGCGCUAGUUGGGCUCAAGGAAUCUCAAAUCCACCGGCUGCGGAUCGGGCGCUGAUUCGGCCUAGAAACCAAGUCCUUCGGAUUAACGGGUUCAUGGCUCGCCCAGGCCUGACCUCCUUGCCUCAGUUUCUCUCCCGCAGUCCUCCCCCGCCCAUUUAUCCUUGAAUUCCUCUGAUAAAUUCUCGUACAAAGCGGGCUUUUCCUGCCCCACUUAAAUUAUGGGGAUGCCCAGGUUUGCGCACAGGUCUACGUUUGCUGGCUUACUUUGCGGGAGGGAAGGAGGAAUGGGAUUGGGGGGGUCGCCUCUUUUAUGGGUGGUAUUGCUCUGCUUUGGAGAGCGUAGAGAAGAGAUUUGGGGGCGGGGGGUCGUCCAGUUUGGGAAACGUUGGGAUGUGCGGCUCUCGUGUUUACUGAACGUUCCUUCUGGUUUUAUCGCGCCAAGUUUCUGGCGCGCGCCCGGCCUUGAUUUGUGGGCGGCAGGUGCGAAGCAACAGCAGUUGGAAUAAAUCGCGGAAAAAGAGGCACUUUUCUGCUUCUUUGGAGGGGCGGAAAAGGGAGGAGGUGGUGUCUGUGCCACGAUCCGGUUAAAACAGCCGGGGGCGAUUCCUUGACGCGCCUGUCGCUUGGGGCGCCCAGGAUGGGGGAACGGAAAGUCCUCGACGUGGUGGGAUGGGCCGGCCGCCAUCUGAGCCCCAUCUGAGCAAGCUGCGCUCUCUGAAAGCCGCACCCCCCUCGCAGAAAGCAGAAUUAUUAUUUAAACGAAUAAAAGGACCCUGUUAAUUCGGAGCCUGUGGAAACUGUUCCGGCGAGCCAAAGGGCUGCCGCUGUGCACCCGCUUGGGAGUAAAGCUCCACCGAACCCCUUCUUUUCUCCCGAGGAGGCCUGAGUCGCGCUGCUCGACCGGGGAUCGCGCUGCUGCUCGACCGGGGGAGUUGAGCAAACUUAACCCCUCCUCCUGAGUAAACCUGGGGCCCUCUCUCCAGGCUGCAAAUCUUCUCUGCCCGUCUUUCUGUGAACUGGGGGGGAGGGCGGCCUUCUGAGUGAGCCCGGGUGGAAUUUGCGCUGUCCAAAGAGAGAGAGAGAGAGAGAAAAGCAUUUCGUUUGGGCUGGAAGGAAGCGGGCAGCCGGUGGCGCAGGGGACCUUCGGUUGCCCCUCGACGGCCACAGAAGGCGAGCGCGGGCUUUGCUUGGGCGUCGUCGGCUGCCUAGCGAGGGGAUCUUCUGAGCUGUGCCUUUUUUCCUCUUUAGGAGACAGACGGCGGAGGAGAGGGAAGCCGAGAGGCAACAGGCCAGCCGACUGAUGUUGCAGCUCCAACACGACGCCUUCCAGAAGUCCCUGAACGACUCCAUCCAGCCCGACCCGCUCUGCCUGCACAACUCCUCGCUCUUCGCGCUGCAGAACCUCCAGCCCUGGGAAGAGGAAGGCUCCAAGAUCCCGCCCGUCACCUCCCUGGUGUAA
Molecule: messenger RNA, 7876 nt
Organism: Podarcis lilfordi (Lilford's wall lizard)
Lineage: Eukaryota; Metazoa; Chordata; Lepidosauria; Squamata; Lacertidae
Source: the annotation of a GenBank genome assembly